UUUCGAUGGUCCCUUUCACCUGCUUGUCGAUCAUGCUCCUCUUCCUCGUCGUCUCUGUGCUCUUCUCGCCGCCCUGCUCCGCUUCCACUUCCUCGUUCCUGCCAUCGGCUACCUCCAGAACGUCACUAGACGCAGCGUCUCCCACCCCGGCGUCGUGGCCGCCGCAGUUCCACUCCCUUCUCUACGUCAACAGCAGUGGCGCCCUCUCCCUCGUCGACGGCGCCCUCUCCCUCGUCGACCUCUGGUAUGAUUGGCCCAACUCCCGAAACUUCAAUAUCAUCCAACACCAACUGGGUACCCUCCUCUACAACCUCGAGUGGGGAAAUGGCACCUCCUUCUACUACACUUUGGACGGCGACCGCAGCUGCCGCACCCUGCACUUCGAGGUCGGGAUCCUGCGCCCCGACUGGCUCGACGGCGCCAAUUACCUCGGCCUAGAGGCCGUCGACGGUUUCCUAUGCAAUGUGUGGGAGAAGGCCCAGUUCAUUUGGUACUACGAGGACGUCGAGACGCGUCGCCCCGUGCAUUGGCUCUUUUAUACUGGGCAAUCUGUUCAUGUAAUGACAUUCGAAGUAGGAGCAGUGCUUGAGGAUGCAAAAUGGCAAGCCCCUGUUUAUUGCUUUGACAAAGAGGAUGAACAAAACCUGAAGGGUCAGUCUAUUGUCUCUGAAGGUCCUUUGGAAAGCCUAAUUCGGAAAUGGCCACUGAGAAAGUAGUCUGAGUAUGAAAUGUAAUGGUGUCUAUCCUACCAAGUCAGGUUUUCCUUCAACCCCUUUAUUUAAGCAAAAUCUUGUACAAUUAGGCGAGUGUCUCCUUUGGAUUUUAUCCUGUGCGAUUAAUAUGCUAUGUAGUUCCAAACAAGAAACAUAAACAGAAUGUUGUACCAUCAAUGUGUCUUUGUGAAUCUUAUAAGAAACACCUAAAUUAGUAGUCAGAUUUUCUUCAA
This is a messenger RNA of Zingiber officinale, 946 nucleotides long. RefSeq lists its product as uncharacterized. NCBI's taxonomy places the organism in Eukaryota, Viridiplantae, Streptophyta, Magnoliopsida, Zingiberales, Zingiberaceae. The transcript is spliced from 2 exons. Bases 6 to 716 code for a protein of 236 amino acids. The record is from RefSeq and is a predicted model, not a curated record.